Messenger RNA from Symbiodinium natans, 1533 nucleotides. The record is from the annotation of a GenBank genome assembly. NCBI's taxonomy places the organism in Eukaryota, Dinophyceae, Suessiales, Symbiodiniaceae.
AUGGCCGCUCCUGCGCCCUCCGCCCCUGGUCCUCACGAGGACCAAGGGGUUAUGAGCCCAACUGGUGCUCGGCGUGCCAUUGAUUCGAGAUUGGAAGGUGAGACUGCUGGUCCGCGCUACGAUCGUCAUCCUGCUGGAAAUGCGAUGCCCAAUGGGGUACUUUCGGCUGAUGUUGUAAGGCGUGAGGAUAUGGUGCAGGCCUCACCUGGUGCAGCGAGUUUGGAAAGCGCUCCAUGGCCACCAGCUAUGACUUCAAGGACAGAAGAUGUGGGACCGCCUGGUACAUUUUCCUGUGAUUCCGGGCUUCGCCAAGAAACGUCUUCCGUGUCUGCUGGGAAUGUGGGGCCAACGAUUCCGCACUUGGUCGCGCGGGCGAGUACGGAUAAUCACCCGGGAGGCUCCCAGGGUGGGACUGCCUUGCCAGUCCCGUCCUGGAUGAGUCGUCUCGGGGAUUAUCUUCGCCAAGCUUCCGGACAGGUUGAGACGCUGACAACGACGCUCACGAGGAGUGUGGGAACAGACGAUGCUUCAUCGGCGUCCAUUCCGGUGGAGUUGGUGCAGGAGGAGGUGAGAAGACAAGUGGAAGCGGCCUUGGCAGGACAGAAGGGAAGGAUCGUGGUGUACCUCAUGGAGAUCGGGCCUACUCAGCAUCGCAAGUGCUUCAUGAGGAUCGUGGUGUACCUCAUGGAGAUCGGGCCUACUCAGCAUCGCAAGUGCUUCAUGAGGAUCGUGGUGUACCUCAUGGAGAUCGGGCCUCUUUCGCAACUCAAGUGCUUCAUGAGGAUCGUGGUGUACCUCAUGGAGAUCGGGCCUCUUUCGCAACUCAAGUGCUUCAUGAGGAUCGUGGCGUACCUCAUGGAGAUCGGGCCUCUUUCGCAACUCAAGUGCUUCAUGAGGAUCGUGGCGUACCUCAUGGAGAUCGGGCCUCUUUCGCAACUCAAGUGCUUCAUGAGGAUCGUGGCGUACCUCAUGGAGAUCGGGCCUCUUUCGCAACACAUGCACUUCGUGAGGAUCGUGGUGUACCUCAUGGAGAUCGGGCCUCCUCAGCAUCUCAUGCACUUCGUGAGGAUCGUGGUGUACCUCAUGGAGAUCGGGCCUACCCAGCAUCUCAUGCACUUCGUGAGGAUCGUGGUGUACCUCAUGGAGAUCGGGCCUCUUUCGCUCAUGCACCUCGUGAGGAUCGUGGUGUACCUCAUGGAGAUCGGGCCUACCCAGCAUCUCAUGCACUUCCUGAGGAUCGUGGUGUACCUCAUGGUCGUCAACCAGUUCCGUCGAUGUCUCGGGCCCAUGAUGGUCCUCGUGCACAGAGGGGCGAAGCUGGUGCCAGGUCAAGAAGUGCAGAAGGACAUGGCGAGCUUGGGAACAGGCCAAGGAAUGUGUAUGCUCGUGGUUAUGGUGCCAAGCGAUCUGCCUCAGCGAGUCCGUCGCCAAGUGGUGGUAGAGGAGUUGUGGGUGAGAGGUUGUCUGGAGGGGAUGUCUGUGGUGUCCCGCCGUUUGACCGAGCCUUCAGGGCUCGCUUGGAGCCUGAGCUAG